CCCAAUCUACUCCAAUUAUAUAAGCCUUACACUCCCUUUUCCCUUAUUCUUAAAAAAUCACUCAAGAACAAAUUCUUCCCUUUGCUCUAAAAAAUUGUAGAUCAUUAACUAGAAUUCUUUUUAUUUGACCUCGUCUCUAUCCGAGUACGAUCUUCAUUCAGCUUAUCCUCCAUCCUCAGUAUUUCUAGAACAGAAAAUUUUGGUUAAGUUCUUACUGUAUUUCUAUUAUAUAUGGCACUUGAAGCAUUGAAUUCUCCGACUACUUCAUGGCCGUUAUUUCAGUUAGAUAAAGCCGGCCUAAGCUCUUUUAGGCGGUGGCUGAAGGGUAAGCGAUCAAGGCGACCACAGAACGUGAAACAAAAUGAACCCACUGAAGAAGAACAUUUAGCUAUUUGCCUUAUGAUGUUAGCUCGUGAAGGCGGCACCACCACAACAGGGAAACUACUGCAGAAAAAAUCGCAAUCAGAAACCCGUCUGCCACCAGAUUCUACGACGGUUUUGUAUGAGUGUUCGGUAUGUGGCAAAGCUUUCGGUUCUUACCAAGCUUUGGGAGGUCACAAGACGAUCCAUCGGAAGAUAACUGGCAAUGGUGGCGGACGCCAAGAACACCCCACAACCCCUGCCUCCGCCACCACCACUAUUUGUGGUGGCAGGACCCAUAAGUGCUCCAUCUGCCACAAGUGUUUCGCCACCGGACAGGCUUUGGGAGGCCACAAAAGGCGCCACUAUGAAGGAGGUGCCAGUGGCGGAGCUGCCAGCAGCGCCAUGGCAUCAUCAGAACGUGUACAGUCCACCGUUACUCACCGGGACUUUGACUUGAACCUGCCGGCGCUGCCACAAUUCUGGCCGGGAUUUGGCUCAGGUGAAGACGAAGUCGAGAGCCCUCAUCCGGCCAAGAAAUUUCGCCUUUAGAAGAAAUUGAUCUUUUGAAUUAUUGUGAUUUUUCUUUGACAAUAUGUUGGUCGAAAUUAUUUUUUAGGCACUCAUUGAGUCUCAUUUCUUUGUGUAUUCUUUUGGCUCAUUUCUUUUUAUGUUAUUCUACAAAUAAAAUUUGGGAUAUAUUAUUAGCCUCUCAAUA
Molecule: messenger RNA, 1078 nt
Organism: Olea europaea var. sylvestris
Lineage: Eukaryota; Viridiplantae; Streptophyta; Magnoliopsida; Lamiales; Oleaceae
Product: zinc finger protein ZAT6-like
Exons: 1
Coding region: 232-912 (226 amino acids)
Molecular function (GO): DNA-binding transcription factor activity
Source: RefSeq, a predicted model, not a curated record